GAUGAGUUUUAGAACAGCCGAAGAUUCGUUAAUGUUCACACGUGAUCCGUGAUCUGUUGCAAAAGACGUCGCGAAAGGUUUAAAUUCGAUCGUCACGUCUUAGCAACAUGAUUUCUGUACUUCUUGUCUGCAGAACAUUGAAGAAUCAUGUAAACAAUCAACUCCGACAGUCGCUACGCGUCGCUGGAUUCUCUUCGAAGAAAACAGAGCCACCCCCUAUACCUAGGAAUCUAUUACAGGAUUUACAUACAGCAUCCCAGCAGAAAGAAUGCGGCGUGAUGUAUGAUAAAAAACCCUUCAAGGUUCGUUGCGAGGCUGGAAAACGCUACUCAUGGUGUUUGUGUGGAAAGAGCAGGAAUCAGCCAUUCUGUGAUGGCACGCACAGAGAUGUGUUUCUAAAAAUCAAACUCAGACCAGUUCACUUUGCUGUUGAAGAGACCAAAGAUUACUGGUUGUGUAAUUGUAAACAAACAUCCAAUAGACCAUUCUGUGACGGAACACACAAAAAACCUGAAAUUCAAGAGGCUGUCAAGUCUUAACAUUUUGCUGUUGCCAUUGAUUCAUCAUCCAAUAGUAAUACUCCGAGGAGAUGCUAAGGUAAUGCAACAAAUUUUCAUUCAACAGCUACAUGAUAUCUCUCACCAGAAUUCAUGUUAGUUAGUAAAUCUUUUUAUGCUGUAUGUGAAGUUAAUAAAUUCUUCAACUGCACUUGCCCCUA
Molecule: messenger RNA, 718 nt
Organism: Athalia rosae (coleseed sawfly)
Lineage: Eukaryota; Metazoa; Arthropoda; Insecta; Hymenoptera; Athaliidae
Product: CDGSH iron-sulfur domain-containing protein 3, mitochondrial
Exons: 2
Coding region: 108-539 (143 amino acids)
Cellular component (GO): intracellular membrane-bounded organelle
Molecular function (GO): 2 iron, 2 sulfur cluster binding
Source: RefSeq, a predicted model, not a curated record